Molecule: messenger RNA, 699 nt
Organism: Triticum aestivum (bread wheat)
Lineage: Eukaryota; Viridiplantae; Streptophyta; Magnoliopsida; Poales; Poaceae
Exons: 4
Source: RefSeq, a predicted model, not a curated record
AUGGUGGCCAUCAUAGCCGAUUAUCCUGGCCUACUCCCUGUAUCAAAGGUUCUGACAGAGAAGAAUAACCAGCUAUCCAAAGAGCUGGAGGAGUGCAAGGUCCAACUGCGGGCCGCAAUUGCCGUGAUGGAGGAGUCUACGAAGGUCCCAUCUGGAGAGUCCCGCCUCCUCACCGCCAAGGCCGCCGCCGCCCGCCGCCUCGAGCGAUGCCUCCUCCUCCUCGAGCGCUACGCCGCAGACCUUGCCUCCCGCGCCCUCGCCACCCGCGCUGACAUCGACGCCACCCACGCGCGCCGCCUCGCCGUCGCCCGCAACAUCAGCUCGGCCAACGGCGAGAUCGAGGAUGCGCAGCAGAAGGCGGAGGAGUGGGACCACUUCUACGAGUCCAAGAGGAAGGAGAUGGAGGAGUUCCGGCCAGUUCCGGGCGAUGUUGCAGCGGGAGCUCGUCAGGAAGUGCAGAGGCUCAAGCCCUCUGCAUCUCAACUGCAGGCAGCCAUGCAGGAGCUGCAGAGCAGCGGGUUGCACUCGGACGACGCCGGGAUCGGGGCUGCGGAAGCCAGGAAGACCGACCUCAUGGCUAAGAAGGCCAAGCUGGACGAGACCCUGGCUGCAACCCGCCAGUUCAGAGCACUGCUUCGGUAGUAGCUCCAGAAAGCCUUCGCGUCACAGGUUUGGGAUCAAAAGGCAGCACAAAACUGA